Penicillium verhagenii is the source of this 1368-nucleotide messenger RNA. RefSeq lists its product as uncharacterized. Gene Ontology annotation, cellular component: cytoplasm; nucleus. The record is from RefSeq and is a predicted model, not a curated record. The transcript has 8 exons. The coding region runs from base 1 to 1368 and encodes 455 amino acids. Lineage: Eukaryota; Fungi; Ascomycota; Eurotiomycetes; Eurotiales; Aspergillaceae.
AUGGACUCCCCCGCCUUACCGGUCCCGCUGGAUCCGCGGGAGCAGCCCAUCCUCGAACGCUUGCUCCGAACCCGCGACGCCCUCCUGCUCCUCAAACAAGACAAGUCGUCCUACAUCAAGUCUCGCGACGUGCUUCCUCUUUACGAGGAGGUGAUUGGAGAGGUGGAAAAACUCAAUGCAGCUCGGAAAGAACAAGAUCGCCGCCUCAUACAUAACCGACGUGAGUACCGAAUGGGCCGAUGGGCCGUGCGUCGCCAAUUGGACUACGUUUUGGAUGAUUGCUUCCAGUUGAUCUCCUUGCUAUUCCUAACGGUUGGCAAGAAUAACGAGGCGCCGGCAGUGUACUCCCUAGCAACCACAAUCCAGCGCCUGCUUGACCACCUCGAAGAAGCCGGAUUCUACAGUUCUAAGGAUUUGAAUUCGAUCACAAAGACCCUCGAAUCAACGCGGGAAACUCUCGAUCGCGGCCGCAAUACAUACUCACCAGCCCUUCUUACCCUCCUUGAAAGCCGAUUGGAACAAUGUCAGAUGUCUUUGGAUAAAUUACAGAAAGGACUUGCGAUCCUGGCUCCACCCUUGGCUCAAACUCACGAGACGCUGGUUUCUAUCCUGCGCUCCACGUCCGCAGUUAACACCCGCUCAAAGUUCUCAGCCACAGAAGUAAACAGCCUCCGGGAUCAAUUGAAGAAGAUCGAAAGCCAGAUGAAGGAUGGGAACUUUGUGGAUGAUGAAGGCAAUAUUCUUCCGGGUCAGGACGAUAUCAAGUCUCUGAUGGAGCGAUGCUGGCGGUGGACUGAAACUGUUCUGGAGCGAGAGGGUAAAGUUCUGGAGCGCUUCCAGGAGCAAUAUGAGCGCCUGCUUGAGAUUCGCAACCAGCUAGACCGUCUAUCAGUCACGCAGGCUUGGUCAUUGCGGGAGACGGACCUUUUUGUUUACCAGCGUAAACUUGAUCGAAUUGACGAGGCCCGAGUCAAUGGCAACUUUGUCGAUGCUGAAGGGCAACCUGCCGAUCUUCAUGCACAGAGGACUUUAUUGUACCUUAUCCGACGAAGCUAUGCAUACAUCUACGCCCUCUUGAUCUCAUCUGAGCCCGUGUCCGAGGCUUUGCUACCUGUCUACAACCAACUGCAGACCCUGCGCCGCUGCCUCAUUGAGGUUAAGGAGUCUGGCGGCGUGUCAAACUCGAGAGAGCUUUACCCUUACAGCAUGAAGCUCAAUUCAAUUGACAACAUGCGUGUUGAUGGAAAAUUCUAUGUUGGUCCUGAUAUUCCUGAGGGCCAAGGAAGUGUGAACGCCUUGCUUGCAGAGUGCUAUGACUUCGUCUGGGAACUGCGGGCCGCUGUUGCAGACGAAGACACCCAGUCCUAG